AUGAUAGCCAAAGUUUUUCUACUAGCGUUAUUGGUGGCCGUAGCCAGUGCCUCACCGGUUGCCCUGGACUCGACUGCGGUGAACUAUGGUGACGCCAUCAGCCAGUUCCUUCAGGCUUGGAAGAAGAUGUUGCCCUGCGGCUACGCUCCGGACGAUAUUCCAGUUAUGGCUCCACUGACAAAUGACUUCAGCUCCUUCCAAUACUCCAAAGCAGAGACCAACUUUGUUGGCAACACGAGCAAUAUUCGCAUUUCGGGUCUGGACAACUUCGAGAUAAUUGCUGGUGCCUUCGAUACGACUUCCCAAAAAGCCACCUUCGAUAUUUUGUUCCCAGAGAUCCAAAUCUUGGGUUCCUUUGCCAUCGAGGGUGUCAUGAGUCUGCUUGGUAUCGCGUUCCCCGUACGUGAAGUCAGCUUGAUCAACGAGAGAUUCCAGCAACUGCGUUUUGUCGGUGAAUAUACAUUUGCCCAAAGCCUUACCAAACCCAAUGGACUGCGCAUCAGCGAAUUCCAUCUGCAAUUCUAUCUGGGUGACGUGAAAAUUGACAACUGGGAUACCUUGUGGAACAUUGCAGUCAACGACUACGCUAAUCUAUGGUCUAGCCAGAUAACCAAUCUUAUGGUUAAGCAGAUUCAACCUAAUGUCGAUCACUUGUUGGCCGCCUAUGUGAUGCCUGGCCUCAAUGAUAAGCUCUCCGCUUUCAGUCUGAAUCAGCUGUCUCAGCUGUUUGUCAACACUGCUAACAAGUGGAACAGUGCCAAUUGCCAAGUGCAUGCUUAA
This is a messenger RNA of Drosophila innubila, 780 nucleotides long. RefSeq lists its product as uncharacterized. Bases 1 to 780 code for a protein of 259 amino acids. NCBI's taxonomy places the organism in Eukaryota, Metazoa, Arthropoda, Insecta, Diptera, Drosophilidae. The record is from RefSeq and is a predicted model, not a curated record. The transcript has a single exon.